Papilio xuthus (Asian swallowtail) is the source of this 2489-nucleotide messenger RNA. RefSeq lists its product as uncharacterized. NCBI's taxonomy places the organism in Eukaryota, Metazoa, Arthropoda, Insecta, Lepidoptera, Papilionidae. The transcript is spliced from 2 exons. Gene Ontology annotation, molecular function: protein binding. The coding region runs from base 269 to 1576 and encodes 435 amino acids. Gene Ontology annotation, biological process: negative regulation of meiotic nuclear division; regulation of mitotic nuclear division. The record is from RefSeq and is a predicted model, not a curated record. Gene Ontology annotation, cellular component: nucleus.
UGUCAUGGCUUGCGUUUGAAGACUUUGAAGUUUGUUAAAUAUUUUCACAAAAGCUUUGCAUAUCUUAUUAUUUAGGCAGUUAAAUCAAAAUAUUAAACACUCCAUUCAGUAAAGUUUAUGUGAGAACAACAAAUUGUGAAAUCCAAAUGUGAUCUCGUGUAGUUUAUUUGAAGUGGUGUAGACGGUUAAGAAGCGUUCGUUGUGAUGCAAACUGGAAGCUGUUAACUUUGGUUCUGUGUUAGCACGGAAUUACAUAAAGUUUAUCAAAAUGGAUUUCCAUUCGAAUUUCAUGGAGCCCGCAACACCAGCAAUAACAUAUGACAUUAACAGAUUUUCGAAGAAUGAAGAUAGCGGCUAUCAUACAUCUUACACUCCAGGUUCAUUCCAAUAUUCAGAAAUAUCAAACGACAGCUUAAAUUCUGUCGUACAGAGGCAAUACUGCCAAAUUCAAGUGGAGUGUUACAAUCUUACUCCAGAUGUGAAGGUUCGGUUAGGUCAGAGGUACAAGUGUUCGAGUUCUAUUAGUUUUGAAAACACUAGAGAUUCUCCUGCAAGUCGACGUGGAGUAAAGCGGCCUUUUCAAGAGGAAAUAGAAAAUGUUGAAGAAGCCUCUUCAAUUCCGACCCCCACUACUCUUAUAGCUGGAUGUUUACGUAAACUUAAAUUUAGUGAUGGGAGUAAAAUAAAAAGUAAAUGCGCCACUAGAUGUCCAAACACGAUUUUGCAGGAGUUUAAUUAUCAACAUGAAUGUGGAGCUAGUGAAAUAACAUAUCCAACAACACCUGUUAAGAAAAUUUGUAGAACUAGUUGUAAGUUAAAUAGCCCUUUGAGUCUGAGGAGACCAGUGAAAAAAUUAAUUACCCAUUCGCUUUCUUGUGACAUUGAACUGUUAGAACCAGUGAAACAACCAUCUGCUGUAAAAGUUAAAUCAUACCACAUUAAACCUAACAAAAAAAUUGAUAUCAUCAAAAUGUUAUAUGAGCAUGCAGCUAUGCCUCCAAUUAUGGAAAUAUUCAAAUACUUAUCCAAUGAAGAUAUUUACAACUUUAGUUUAGUUAGUGAUACAUGGUUGAAAGUUUGGGAUGAAGUUAGUAAGAAGUUAACAGUGAAGCAAAAGUUUGUCCAGUUUAUGCAAAGUGAAAAGGAAAACCAAGAGAACAAAGGAACAACACCAAAGGAUAUGUGCCACAGGGUUGUUCGAAUACCAAUGGGGGUCCACAAUGUAGCCCACAUUCACUCUACAAAGAGCUCAGUAACAAGCCCCCCGGGCACACCGAGAACUAAUAAGUUUAAAAAGUUUACUAAGGCUGCAUCUUUAGAUUCAAGAGUACAAGUUGUGUGUUCAAGAUGUGACCAACCAGCUAAAGUAAACCAAGAGGAUUCGGAUGAGGAAUGGGUGGAAUGCACCAAUGAUACUUGUGCUUACCAGUUUUGUAGAUUUUGUCGAUGUGACAGACACCCAGGCAGAAAGUGUCGCCAGUAUGACUUAGAAGGUCCUAGUCCCACAAAAAGGAAGAAAGCUUCAUUUGCAAUAUGCACCAAGAAGAGUAAGAGAAUUUUACGUAGACUCUUGUGACUUUUAAUUAUAAAUGCAAAGCAUUCCCCAGUGAGCUUUUGUAAAAUUAAUGCUGUUACAUUCCAUAUCCAAAGAUAGUUUUAAUGAUUUUUAAAAUCAUUGUAUAAAAGACAGACAGAAUGAAUGUUGUUUGAGAUUAAUAAUUGGAUAUACCCAAGGUCUGAUGCAGUGCCAUUUUUUAAUUAUUUUUUUGGUAAUUUUUAGUACAUAUUUUAAAGUUUUGUCUAUUACCUCAUUUCGGUUUAUGGAUACAUAGAAAUUAAGUAUUUUAGUACUUGGACAUGACAGUUGGUUUUGUUAAAAUUAAUUUAGAGAAAAUUAGUUUGGUUCUUUAGUAAUUUUCAGACCUCAUAGAUAAAAUAAUUUUAGUGCCUUGACUGAUACAAUAGACAAGACUAGAUUUUUUAUGGUUUUAACAUGUGAAUAUGGAUUUGUUAUGAUAAAUUUUCUCAAUUCAGGUAUUUUUAAACUUUGGCCAUAAAGGAUAAUAGUGUGUAUGGAGUAGGAUGUAAUAUAUUGUUCACUGUGAUAUUACAUUUGGUACAGUCAUAGUAACAGUAGAGUAAGUGUUUGGAUUCCUCUUUAUCCUCAUAACAUCUUCAAGACUGUAAAAUAUUUCUUGUAUUGUUUUAAAAUAUACUCAUUAGUUUUUCAUGUUUAGUUUUAACUCCUGAUGAUGUACAUCACAUUUCUUUUGCAUUUAAUAAUAAGUUUGAACUUUUUUGUGUAAUUUUAAUGUAAUUUUUCUUUUUUUUAUAGAUAUUAGUAUUUUACAUUUUAAAAUUCUUAAAUGUGCCUUACAAAUUAAAUAACAUGACGUUGAUAUAAAAGAUCAACCAUUAAUAUUUAAACAACUACAACUAGUCCUAAAAUUUUCUUUGAAUUCUUAUUAAUAACGACUGUAAAUGCAUUA